UCGAAAGGAUUUGUUGAAAUAGUGCACUCUCGGGAUUUAAUCGGAUUUUAGUUAAACAAGUUCUGAAUUUAAGGAACCUGUGAAGGUUUUAUUUUAGUGUUUUGUGAUACUGCAAAAUGAAAUCCUUAUUGAUGGAUAGCAUUAGGGACCGGUUAGGUUCGUGUGGAACGGCUACAAUAAAAUAUCUACUGUUUGUCUUUAAUUUGAUAUUUGCGGUAUCCGGAUUGAUUUUGUUGAUCGCUGGAAUACUGGUGCUUCUUGAUGUGAACGAUUAUCAACAUUUCGUCGAGGACAAACUCAUUGCUCCACCGGUUGUACUGAUCGUAGUUGGAACUUUAGUUUUCUUGGUUGCAUCCCUCGGCUGCUAUGGUGCCAUAAAAGAAUCUCCGAAACUUUUGAAUGCAUUCGCAGUAUUUCUAUUAAUUGUUCUGAUUAUCGAAGUAGCAGUUGCAAUAGCCGCUAUAGCAUUCAAAGCCGAUCUUCAAAACGCUCUUGAAACACAACUAGAAAAGUCAAUUACCAGACAUAACAGUGCCGACAUGGGAGCAUGGAAUAGUGUUCAUAAGAAAAUGAUGUGUUGCGGCAUCCAGGGACCAAAGGAUUGGUAUGAUAACAAUAACCGGACCAUGCCGGCCAGUUGCUGCAAACCAGAUUUAAUUGACACUGAAACAAACGAUUGCAAGAAUGCUCUACCGCUGUUUAUGGAUCGUUAUUAUCAGGAAGGAUGUUUGAUGAAACUAAAGGAACAUUUUGAUAAAAAUGCAGUUGUGCUCAUUGCCGUAGGUUUCGCCAUCGCCGCCUUUCAGCUACUUGGUAUAUUAUUUGCCUGCUGGUUAUCUUCAGUGAUUAAGCGUGACAGACACUAAAGACAUUGGUAUAUUUAACAUUUGAUGUUGUACAAAUGGAAAGAAUCGAUACUGUAUCCCUUAACUCUUUCCAAAUAGUAAGCAAAACCCGGAAACUGUUUUGGGUAUACGGGAUUAGUUACCAUCUUGUUAUCUUCGUAGCUAUCGGAAUCGUUUGUUUAUAUUUUCAUUUGAUCAGUGUAUUUUUCAGUAAUAUCACUUAUUCACAAUAUCUCUCGAAAGUCAGGUAACUAUCGGCUUUGUAUGAAUCAUAUAUACAAGCAGACUAAUAUAUAAAAAAUGAAAUUUCUGAAACAGACCAAAGAAAAAUCCUCAAGUUUAUGGUAGAAUGAAAAAUACAAUAUUUACAGUUUUUAAUAAAAAAAUGAUCUCUAGAAUAUUACGUCGAUUUUGAGGCAUUUUUGGGUUAAGGUUUUAUUUUUCAUUUUAUUUUUAGCUGAUAGUUUAGAACUAGCAAAGAACAGUUUGGACAUUACUUUCCUUUGUAAAAUUUGGUCUUUCUGCAUCAACAGGCUUCGCGGUGCUACGAUCCUACUGACACUAAAAUUCUUUCUGAUUGGGGCUCGAACAUAUGAUAGCUGUCUUGUAAGACCAGCUUCCUAUGCAUUGGACCGCCAACCCGGGUGAUAGAUAUACUUUAAAGACCAACCAGGGCGAUAAGGAUAAUUUUAAAAAUAUAUUCUCAAAACUAUUUAUUUUAUGUUUGUCAUUUUUUAUCUAUCAAUUCGUUUUAUAUAUUUGUAUUUAUACGAAUUCAUGCUUAUUUCCACAAUUUAUGUAGCGUAUCUAAACAAAUAGUUACCGAUUCGUAGCGUAAUUCGGAUGAAAUUAUCAACUAUAAAAAUAAUGAAUAUUUUGAUUAGUUACUAAACUAAACUGAAAUUCAUUAACAAAGUAAAAUGUGUGACAUGACGUAGUCGAUGAUAAUCCUCAGUAUGGAAUCGUUGAUUCAGCUCGCGUUUAUGCUAGCUUCCUUAAUGACAUAAGUACAGCUAAUAUAAAACAGUGUUCCUCUUAAAUAGGUUAUGAAAUAAAUAUAAACAAUAGAUUGAAUAAGAUA
Messenger RNA from Malaya genurostris, 1926 nucleotides. Its product is annotated as 23 kDa integral membrane protein. Bases 117 to 866 code for a protein of 249 amino acids. NCBI's taxonomy places the organism in Eukaryota, Metazoa, Arthropoda, Insecta, Diptera, Culicidae. The transcript has 3 exons. Gene Ontology annotation, cellular component: membrane. The record is from RefSeq and is a predicted model, not a curated record.